AUGAAAAGAUCACUGUGGAUGAUGUUAAAUACAAAUUUCUCAGUUUAUUCAUGGGGUUCUGGAUCAGCUGGACAAUUGUGUCUGGCAAACGAUCUGGAUGUGAGUGUACCCAGUAAAAUAAACCUCAGUCUGUCAAGAGCUCGUGAUUGUCGAUCCAUUGAGAAAUCAAACAUUGUCAAUAUCGAUAUUGAAAAUCAACAACAAAAACAACAACUUACAAUAAACAAUAUCACAUCAACUAUCAUCAACAAAAACAACAACAGUUCGUUGUUUUGCGCUACUCCCUCAGUGAAAAUCACUGGUGGUGGUUACCAUACUGUAUUUAUUUUCGAUCAACCCCAACAAGUCAGUGAAAAAGAAAAAGAAGAUUUAGAUCAAUAUCACCACGCCAACAAUGCUUACCAGCUCUAUGUAUGUGGAGGUAAUGAUUGUGGACAAUUGGGCACUGGGUUAUCUAACAACAUCAAUACUCUGACACCCUUGGACUUGUUACCACCAAUAGCUAAUAUCAGUAGAAGCGGUAGUAAUAGCAGUAGUAAUAGUGACCACAAGGUAUUGGAAGCAGCAGCAGGUUGGAAUCAUACCUUGAUUUUAGAUUCAAAUGGUUUAGUAUAUAGUUUCGGUUCAAAUAACCAUUCGCAACUUGGGUAUUCAACCCCCUCCACAACUUCCACAUCAAAUAGUAGCCCAAUACCAAAAACAAAUAUUAAUACUCUGCCAGAUUGUAAAUCAUCCUCCACAAGUGAAAUUGAAAAUUCUAUAUCCAAUUCUAUUAAAUCAUUAACAACAAACAACUUAGCAUCCAAUUUAACAACAACAACAACAACUAUUCCAACUACUACUUCUACUUCUUCUACUACCACUGUAAAAAAACCAAGAUUAAUCUUGAAAAGAAAACAACAAAACAACAACAAUGUAAAAAAUGUUAACCAAUUGAUACCGAGAGUGAUUGAACAUCUAAGGGGUAUAGCAAUUAAGAGUAUAUCCUGUGGAAUGAGACACUCAACUGCAGUUAGUAGCGAGCUAGAUCUUUUUGUAUGGGGGUGUAAUAAGUUUGGACAAUUGGGACUUGACGCCAAUCAAGAUCAAAUAGAUAUACCAACAAAGUUAAAAAUAAUUCAAUUCACCCAGCAGGACUCGGACUCCACUUUAUUAGAAGCACAGGCAACAAAGCAGACGAGAAGUAGCGGCAUUUGUAGUAUAGCUAAAGUAGCUUGUGGAGCAAAGCAUACCCUCGUCAUGAGUAGCGAUAAUCAACUUUAUUCUUUUGGUAGUAACAAGUUUGGGCAACUAGGACUUGGUGAUACACAAGAUAGGUUUAAACCAACAUUGGUGAAUAGUAAUAAUAAUAUUUUAAUAGAUAAAGAGUUUAAUAUUCAAUGUGGAUGGAGUAACAGUUGUCUAUUUAAUAAGGUGGAUGGUAUUUUAUAUUUAUGUGGUCGCGGUGACUAUGGACAACUUGGAAACGGUAAAUUUCAAGUGGAACCACAAACUAGUUUCCUACCUCUGCAGAGUCACCCAUUUGACAAAUCGAGGAUAUUAGACUACUCGAUUGGUUCCGAGCACCUGUUGGUUCUAACAGAGGACCUAUCGCUCUAUUCAUUUGGUUGGAACGAACAUUUCCAGCUUGGUCUAUGCGAAGAUGUCUAUCCUGGCUUAGACGGAGAGAAUCAAUGCCAACCAUGUCUAGUUAAACCUAUAACCGAAAUACUACAGAGCUGUAGUGGCGACUCGGCAGCACCAUUCGAUGACAUCCAUCAUCAACACCACCAUCAAAAAAAAUCAACAACAAAGGCUUUUGUAAAGUGUGGUAGUGGUCAUUCUUUUAUUAUUAUCCAAAAUUAG
Heterostelium album PN500 is the source of this 1845-nucleotide messenger RNA. Its product is annotated as RCC1-like domain-containing protein. The record is from RefSeq and is a predicted model, not a curated record. NCBI's taxonomy places the organism in Eukaryota, Evosea, Eumycetozoa, Acytosteliales, Acytosteliaceae. The coding region runs from base 1 to 1845 and encodes 614 amino acids. The transcript is spliced from 4 exons.